UGACCCUAGGGUCUAGUGAUCCCCUUACUUGUUUCUGAUAACCUGAAGAAGCUUGUUUUUCCACUGUUGGAGACACUCCGAUUAGGCCACAGCUGCUGAAGCAUAAGAUUUUGCAUGGGUACCAUUUCAGCACUCUCAAAUAACAACAUGGCUGAGCUGCAGGAAGAGACAACUGAGGAAUAUUAUAAAGAUGCUGCCAGUUGUUUUGGAUGACAAAGCAUUCAACCAGAAAACACACCUGGAAAGACAUCACUCAAGUGUUUACAGCAAAAUACUUCAGGAGCAAGAAAGAAAGAAAAAACAGCAACGGCAGCGCAAAGAUUUUUUUUGGAAUGCCAUCUGGAAGUUCCAAAAUUACAUCAGAGAAACAACACAAUGUUGACAAUGAAAUACUGGAGUGGAUUGGUCUUGAACUUCAUCCAUUUAGGACUGUCAAAUCACCUGCGUUCCGGUAUUUGCUGGGAAUGCUAACACCGAUUGGACAAUGUCCACUGACCAAGCUGUGAAGAUGGACUCCCAGCCCCCUGACAGCAUGAUGACAGAGUGGGGAGUGGACCUCUCUCCCAAGCAGGACAAGGGCGUGUGCAAGGUGAUAAUGAGGCCCGGAGAUGAAGCCGAGUCCCCCAUGACUGGAGACCGGGUCUCUGUCCACUACACCGGGAAACUGCUGAACGGGAAGAAGUUCGACUCCAGCCGGGAUCGCAACGAGCCUUUCACCUUCAACCUUGGCAGAGGGCAGGUGAUCAAGGCGUGGGAUAUCGGGGUCGCCAGCAUGAAGAAAGGGGAGGUGUGCCAGCUGAUGUGCCAUUCGGAGUACGCCUACGGAGUGUCAGGGAGCCCCCCCAAGAUCCCCCCCAAAUCCACCUUGAUCUUCGAGAUCGAGUUGUUGAACUUCAAGGGAGAAGAGCUGACUGAAGACGGGGGUGUUAUUAGAAGAAUAAAGCAGAAGGGGGAGGGCUUUUCAAACCCCAACGAAGGGGCCAUUGUGGAAGUUCAUCUGGAGGGGCGCAGCGGGGAGCGUGUGUUCGACUCACGGGACGUCCAGUUCGUGGUGGGCGAGGGGGAGGACCACAGCAUCCCCCUGGGAGUGGACAGAACCAUGGAGAAGAUGCAGAAGGGAGAAUGCUGCCUGAUCUACCUCAAACCACAAUAUGGGUUCGGGGAUGAGGGGAAGCCGGAGUUCCACAUUGAACCAAACGCUGAGCUCGUCUACCAAGUGACGCUGAAGGAUUUUGAAAAGGCCAAGGAAUCGUGGGAGAUGAGCAUAGAGGAGAAGCUGGAGCAGGCUGUGGGGGUGAAGCAGAAAGGCACACAGUAUUUCAAGGCGGGCCGCUACGUGCAGGCGAUGCUCCAGUACCAGAAGAUCGUGGCGUGGUUAGAGAUGGAGUGCGGGCUGGUGGAGGAGAAGCAGAGAGCCGUGCACGACCUGAUCCUGGUGACACAGCUCAACCUGGCCAUGUGCCACCUGCGGCUGCGGGAGUACACACACGCCGUGGAGAGCUGCGACAAGGUGAUUGAGCUGGACAGCUCCAAUGAGAAGGCUCUGUAUCGGCGGGGUGAGGCGCGGCUGCUGAAGAACGAGUUCAGCCUGGCGCUGCGGGACUUCGGGAGGGUACUGGAGGUGAACCCCAAGAACCGAGCAGCGCGAACGCAGAUCAGCGUCUGCAAGCGCAAGAUCCGUGAGCACCACGAGAUGGACAAGAGGACCUACGCAAACAUGUUCCAGAAGUUCGCAGAGCGCGACGCCAAGGUGAGGAAAACGAAACUUCCCAGAGACGACAGCACCAAAGAGGAGAGGAUCAACCCACCUGCCAAGCACCGGCGGAGAAGCAGAGAGCACCUGUGAGCCUGGCAGAGAGGAGAGUAUCCCAGGUCCACUCGCGAGGGAGAGGGGGUGCCGCAGACGCACACACACACCCUCCCUCUGAAACCUCAUGGCACUGACAGCAUUCCUAAAUACAGGCUCGCUUCAUCAGCCCCAGAGAGCUCAGCAACUCCUUCUAUUACUAUUGUUAAUAGUGUAAUAAGAAUUAGUACUGUUAUUAUUAUUGUUAUUAUUAUUAUUGUUGUUAGGUAAAGCAUUUCAAGUUAUUUACUGAUACUUAAGUACAACUGCUGGAAAAAAAACAAAAAACAAAAAAAACGGUCCAGACUUUUUUUUUUAUAUUCCAAUAUCCAGAAAGACACUUGAUCAGAAUGAAGAUGCAGGUGUGCAACAGACUCUCCUGCUGUUUCCAUUAAUAAAGCAUCACACAGUCCGGGAGAGAAGCCUCUCCUAACCCCACUAGGGCAGAGAGGGAAUCCCGUUUAAAUCUCACCAGCGAUUCUGCCCCAGAGGAACAGGCUGCAUGGUUAAACGUGCUAAUGUCAGAUGAGACCUGGCAAGAAAAAACAAGGACACUUUUACUGAGGCUACCUCUCCCACACAGCGGGGCAGCGGCUGAGCUGGGACUCCAAACCACUGCUCCAGCUCCCAGCCCUCCACCCACACCACUAGGCUAUACACAACUUAUCAUGGAUGAGAUGCUCCAAACAGUACAGCACAGAAGAGACUGGUACACCUGGGAAUCUUCCAGAGCACCUUGACUGAAUGUUUUACUGUUUCAUUAUUAUUAUUAUUAUUAUUAUUAUUAUUAUUAUAACUCAUUCCAAAAGAGUACAACAUACAUCACCUCCAGGUCGCAAAAAAACAAACAAAACAACAAGUGCUUUAGAAACAGCACUUGAGUAUUAGCGCUCACUUGAGUGUUAGCGCUCACUUGAGUGUUAGUGCUCACUUGAGUUUUUAAUGUUUCAAGGUUAGAUGUAAGCAGUGUUAUUAAUUAUAAAUUAACAUACUAAGCGUUUGUCUGGGUUUGACACGUUUUUUUUUUUUUUUUGGAUUCAAUUGAAAUAACAUCAAUGCUGCAAAGGUUAAGUGUGAACUUCAGUUAGUCACUCACUAGAGGGUGCCAGUGGGAAAUAACUUACUAGUACUGUAUUAGGAACUGCAUUAAAACCAUGAAUAGAAUAAGGUUAGGGGCAGGGUGUAUUAGCUUACUGCCUCAGUGUGUACAGCACCCAUUACCUUAGCGUGACUACAGCUGUCUUACAAGUACUGUAACCAUCCCCUUCUCAUUCAUUUCUAGGCCAUUUAAAUUGCUGCUAGCCGCACAGUGUUCUGUAAACUAUACUGUGCAAUACAACAGAACAAAAAGGUGUUUUCAGUGCAUCCUAUAUUAACAGAUACAAGCGCACAGUGUGAAUGAGGCUCUUUGAAGCAGACACCUGUCUUAAGCAGUUCCUUAUGUUCCUCCCCUUCCGUUAAUGAAUUAAUUGAAUUUCAAAGCUGCAGAGAUUUUAACUCAGCAAUGGCAUUGUAAUUGAAUUUCAAGUCAUGCCAUAGACUGCAGGCAAUACAAGCAGUGCCUCUGCAGAUUACCUUCAGGACAGAAGAAGAAUGUGAGUGCGCCUCACCUGGGCAGCAUGCAGGGCGGGGCGCCUCACCUGGGCAGCAUGCAGGACGGGGCGCCUCAACUGGGCAGCAUGCAGGACGGGGCGCCUCACCUGGGCAGCAUGCAGGACAGGGCGCCUCACCUGGGCAGCAUGCAGGACGGGGCGCCUCACCUGGGCAGCAUGCAGGACGGGGCGCUUCACCUGGGCAGCAUGCAGGACGGGGCGCCUCACCUGGGCAGCAUGCAGGACGGGGCGCCUCACCUGGGCAGCAUGCAGGGUGGGGCGCCUCACCUGGGCAGCAUGCAGGGCGGGGCGCCUCACCUGGGCAGCAUGCAGGGCGGGGCGCCUCACCUGGGCAGCAUGCAGGGCGGGGCGCCUCACCUGGGCAGCAUGCAGGACGGGGCGCCUCACCUGGGCAGCAUGCAGGACGGGGCGCCUCACCUGGGCAGCAUGCAGGACGGGGCGCCUCACCUGGGCAGCAUGCAGGGCGGGGCGCCUCACCUGGGCAGCAUGCAGGGCGGGGCGCCUCACCUGGGCAGCAUGCAGGGCGGGGCGCCUCACCUGGGCAGCAUGCAGGGCGGGGCGCCUCACCUGCGCAGCAUGCAGGGCUGGGCUCUACAGUUCAGUGUGGCUUAAAUAUCUAGGCUUCAUGAAGGCUGCAUGGAGGUUGCAAUUCAAACUCUCUUACACAGUGUUAAAGGCCAGUCAGGUCAGCAAUUUAAGCCCUCAUAUUCUUUUAACCACUGGUACACUUCUUCAGGUUUUAACACAAACAAGAAAAAAAAACAUGGUUUAUUUUUGGAGAAGAUGCAAAAUACCAAGAAAUUAUCCAGCAGAGGAGUGGAGGCGCUUGUCAGAAUACAGUGUCCAGCGUUCAGACAGCGGGCCCAGGGGAGUGGAGGCGCUGGUCAAAAUGCAGUGUCCAGUGUUCAGACAGCGGGCCCAGGGGCCUGAUUUACAAGACUGGUUCACGUCAACAUCUUAACUGUUUUAAUGUUUUCUUUUGUUACCAGAUGUUUUUUGUUUUUUUUUAAUUUCUUGCUUUAUUCCAGUGUUGUGUUGAUUAUUAAAAGAUACAUUUGGUUGA
Molecule: messenger RNA, 4522 nt
Organism: Acipenser ruthenus (sterlet)
Lineage: Eukaryota; Metazoa; Chordata; Actinopteri; Acipenseriformes; Acipenseridae
Product: peptidyl-prolyl cis-trans isomerase FKBP5-like
Exons: 11
Coding region: 485-1846 (453 amino acids)
Molecular function (GO): peptidyl-prolyl cis-trans isomerase activity; protein binding
Source: RefSeq, a predicted model, not a curated record